AUGAAUCCGAAGUUUAUACUAGUAUUUUUACUUGGGGUAGUGACCCUUCUUCGCACGGCUAAUGGUAACAAUGCCCAGCUGAGGAGUUCUGUUGAAUGGAGUGAUCAACAGCGGUACGUUAUAGGAUCCUGUGUGGAUGAAUGUUUCGCCAAAAGGCAUUCGACGAGAGCCGCUAUAGAUAAGUGCAACGUGAACUGUUUGAGAGAAAGCUUAGGGAUCUUCGCUUUCGUCGAAAACUCUCAAGUGAUAUCCCACGUAGAGCUAAUGUGUCGUGAUAGUGGAUUCCUGAAGAUUAAGAUUGGUAGUACUGAGGAAAAAGACGCUAAUCUAUAUGUUAUAAGAGUGCAAGAAAGCGCUAAGAACUCUAGCAGGAGCAAGAUUUUGAUGAGCACUACGGAGUUGGUGACGUUGGAUGGUCUCAAACCGAACACCCGAUACAACAUCACGGCGGUCACAUUGAAUGCGAGGCAUCAUUGUAUCUACACGAGCAAACAGCAGCAGUUCGAUACGCUACCUGUGGAUUACACCCCAGAAGCCAUCAGCACCAUAGUUGUGGCAAACUAUAGCAAAAGUCAUCAGAAUAAUACUCUGCUGAACGCCAUCGUAUCUUUUAAACCUGCUACCGAUAGAACUUGCUAUUAUUCGAUCCUGUACCACUCUACCGAUGAUACUAAUGGCGACCAUCUAAGCGUUCAUCGAGUAGAAUACCUUUUCCAACUUCCCAUCAAAUCCCUGGACUUCGAUUCGGAGUACACGGUAGCAGUUCAGGCGAAGAAUCCAACCCAUCGCGGCCACGUAAGUGAACUUCAGUGGUUUACCUUCCACACCCCAGCUUGCACCGAUUGGCACCGUGGAAAUGAAUAUCUGUGUGCACCCACAGAAAUAAACGAUAUCCACGUUGCCGCCUCACGUUUAUCCAACGGCAACUUCCAGCUCAACGUAAGCUGGACGAAACCAUCUAUUGUCCCGGAUUUUUACGUUUUGAAGCUGUACGACCUGACUCCAGCGAUCGACGGGCAACCGGCAAACUCAGGCUUGUGGAAUGUGAGCGGCAACGCUACCAGCGUGUUCAUAGAGUCCUUCGAAAUUCGUGGUUCACAAUACGAAGUGUUUCUCACCGCUCACGCCAACAACCGAAAAACGUCGCACAAUUUAAUUCUGCUCACUGACAGCAGCAGCAUCAAACGUCCUUCUACCACCGAUAGAGUUGAAAAAAUAGUGAUGAUCGUUCUCAUCGUGAUCUUCACUUUGGUCUGCUUGGUCACGAUUUUCGUCCGGCUGAUCCUUCAGCGAACAUCAAGAGUAACUUGCGACGAACUGUGUUGUGAAUAUUUUAAGGAUCCGGAGAAUGUUCCCACUGAUGCUACCACCACCAACGCUAACCAUACAAUUGUCACGAUUCACGACGAGAUGAGGAUCGCUCCCAGUCAAGUGCAGCUGCAGAAGGUACUCGGCGAGGGCGCUUUUGGAAUGGUCCGGAAGGGGAUUCUCACCCGAUCGCACGCAUCCCACGCUACCGAGGUUGCUGUCAAGAUGUUGAAGGACCAUCCGAGUGCGGAGCAAAUCAAAGAGUUCCGCCGGGAGAUCGAGGUGAUGGUAUCGGUAGGGUCACAUCCCAACGUGGUGUCGAUUGUGGGUUACUGCACGGAGGAGAACACCAUCGAGAUGAUGCUGCUGACCGAAUACUGUAGCGAGGGUAAUCUGCUGAACUAUUUGAAAAACGAGUGGGAGAGAAUGGUGCAACGUUGCACCGAACCCCGAACGCCAAGUAUUUACGGCUAUAAAAAACCGGAGAGCGUGUUCAACUUCAACACGUCCUUUGUCGAUGAAAAGUCCCUGCUCGGUGGUCCCAAGGGUUUCAGCAAUAAGUUGUACCAAAUGGCGAAAGGAGACGAAAACGGUAACACUGUCUUCGAUCCACCGGCAACAAAUUCGCGGUCCAAGGUGAUCGAGAACGACGGCUCUGAAAAUGUAGUCUGUAACGACGAGCAGAAGCGCGACUACUUGGAGGAGUUGGCCGUAACCAGCGUCCGGUUGGUGGACUUCGCCCGUCAAAUCGCUACCGGAAUGAACUUCUUGGCACGCAACAAGGUAGUCCAUCGCGAUCUGGCCGCGAGAAACGUGUUGGUAUGUAGUGAUAACAUCGUUAAAAUAUCCGACUUCGGACUGAGCAGAGACAUCUACCAGGAUAAUAUGUACCGUAAGGUUGGCAAUGGUAAGCUACCGAUCAAGUGGCUAGCACUGGAAUCGUUGACCCACCAGAUGUACACCUCCCAGAGUGACGUGUGGUCUUUCGGGAUACUGUUGAACGAGAUUUGUACCCUCGGCGCGAGUCCGUAUCCUCUGCUGUCGGCUGCAGAAUUGAUUGUGCAGCUCAAGCAGGGAUACCGGAUGGAAAAACCCGCAGGCUGUAGCCAGAAGCUGUAUGAUUUGAUGAUGUCCUGCUGGAAUGCACAGCCCCUCAACAGGCCAACGUUCUAUGCUAUUCAAAACAGACUGGAGGUAGUGAUGGAGGAGCAGAACGCCAGCCAACAUAGUAAGCCAUUGAUUGAUUUGGUCGCGAUCGUUGAGUCGUCGGGGUCGGAAUAG
Messenger RNA from Toxorhynchites rutilus septentrionalis, 2589 nucleotides. RefSeq names its product tyrosine-protein kinase receptor torso-like. The transcript has a single exon. Gene Ontology annotation, biological process: multicellular organism development; positive regulation of kinase activity; protein phosphorylation. The record is from RefSeq and is a predicted model, not a curated record. The coding region runs from base 1 to 2589 and encodes 862 amino acids. Gene Ontology annotation, cellular component: signaling receptor complex. Gene Ontology annotation, molecular function: ATP binding; protein binding; transmembrane receptor protein tyrosine kinase activity. Lineage: Eukaryota; Metazoa; Arthropoda; Insecta; Diptera; Culicidae.